GCUAGUCUGGACCACGGGCAGCUGGAGCCUCGGCGGAGCAGCUAUCCGCUUGGGAAGAGCUCGCCGCCGCCCCGAAGCCGCCAAGGCCAGCUUGGCGGCGUCGCUCGGGAAGUAGGGGGAGGCUGCAGGCGAGGGAAGGCGGCAAGUGCGUGCAGCAAGCCAGCCUGCGGCACGGCCCGGGAGCCUCGCAAGCUCUGCGCCCGCCCGCACUAGCCGCAGUUCGCGCCUUUCUUGGCCUGCGGGCGCCCGGCCUCUCCGCCUCUCUGCCCCCUUGGCUAGGGCAGCAGCGGUGGCUAGAGGAGCAGCAUGAAUCUGCGGCUGUGUGUGCAGGCGCUCCUGAUGCUCUGGCUCUCCCUGAUCGCCGUAUCUGGAGGGCCCCUGAUGCAGCCUUCUGCCGGGAAGGGGCUAAAAGAAGGCACUAUCCACCACCUGGUGCAACCCAGAGGGUCAAGGAAUGGACCAGGGCCCUGGCAGGGAGGUCGGAGAAAAUUCCGCCGCCAGCGGCCACGUCUCUCCCAUAAGGGCCCCAUGCCUUUCUGAAGCAGGACUAAAGGGACCCUCAAGUGCCCAUUCCCUGCACUUCUCUCUACUCCAUAGAUGGGUCUGCUUCUCUGGAGCCCUCACAUCCAUUCGCCUCUCAUCCUGCACCCAUCCUAGCUGCUGAUGGUCCCAGCUCUUUUCGCCUCACCCCCUAGCCUCUCUGAAUGGUGUGGUCUUGCCUCUAGUUCGAUGAUUCCCUUUUUCUCCCAAGGAUCCAUUCAGCCACUCUUCCUGGCCCUUCCCCGGACUGACUUUGGAGACUAAGAACUGGAGACCCUGGCCCUUCCACUGCUCUAGUCUCCAUCUUUCCCACCUAAUACCCCAACCCUUCAUCCAGCCAUCCCUUCCUCAGGUUUACCCUGGAGGCUAUAUAGAAACACUCCCUUCUUCGAUGGGCUCCAGUGGAUCCCAGGUUUUUGUACCAGUUGGACUCUUCAGCUGGCAUCCAGAGAGGAGUACAAAGAUGAGCAAUGAGAGACUAGUUAGAGACUGGGCCGUUGGGAAUGCAAACAAGUUGCCUUGAGGGACAUUGGAGUUGGGGGUUGACAGUCUGACAGGGAAGGAUUGAAGCAUUAGAAAAGAGGAAGAAUAGCUGUAUGGCUUCUUUUUCAUUCCCAUGUUUGUCCUGGUUAAGGAAGAGGUGAAGGAGAGGGGCCAUGAAGUACUUUCUCACUUCUGUCAUUUUACUGUGUCUUCUAACACUCCCCCCAGUCUCACUUCCCCCAGUUUACUCUGCCCCCUUCCCCUGGUAGUUCAAGCUUUAUCUCAGGAUGGGAGGGCACUGGGCCUGAGGUGGCUCUAUACCCUCCUAUAGGGAAAAGCCAAGCAGGAGUAGUGCUUUUGCCAAGAAUCACUAACUCUCAGAGCCAAAAGGAACCUUGGAGAUCACUUAGGCUCUCCAUUCUUAUGCAAACUCCCACAAAAACAGAGGCCUAAUGAGGGACAGUGACCUGCUCAAGGUUAUUGCAGAGCUGGAAUGAGGACCCAGUUCUCCCAACUCCAACUUGAUGAUGUCCUCUUCCCUUCUGAUGUCUUUUCAAAAUACGUUAAGUGACUUUUCUUGGGUUUGAGACUAGGGGCAGCAGAGAGGGAAGAGACAAGCGGGCUGUGAAUUGCCCAGGGGUAGGGAUGGCAUGGGGAAGGAGCUGCUCCUGCCUCCCUGGCCUGCCCCUGCUGGUUCAUUCCCCAACCUAGGCUGAAAAGUUCCUUAACUGGCUAGCUGACUCCAUUCCUUCAACAUUUUUAGACUCAUGGUAUUUUCAUAGGAGCAGCUAGGCAUCAAGACUGCAAUUCCAACCCCAACACUGGUUCUCAGGAGCCCAGAGGUGGCCUUAAGUAAUUGGAUUCAAUAGCCUUUCUUUCACGUUGACUGGAUCUUCUUUCCCAGUGGCCUCCCCAUGAGAGAGGGGAAGGAGGUGAAGAAGAAAGAAAAGAAAAAGAAAAGGAAGAAGGAAGGAAGGAAGGAAGGAAGGAA
Messenger RNA from Pteropus alecto (black flying fox), 2014 nucleotides. RefSeq names its product apelin (gene APLN). The transcript is spliced from 3 exons. NCBI's taxonomy places the organism in Eukaryota, Metazoa, Chordata, Mammalia, Chiroptera, Pteropodidae. Bases 307 to 540 code for a protein of 77 amino acids. Gene Ontology annotation, molecular function: apelin receptor binding; hormone activity. The record is from RefSeq and is a predicted model, not a curated record. Gene Ontology annotation, biological process: signal transduction.